Messenger RNA from Aspergillus calidoustus, 717 nucleotides. NCBI's taxonomy places the organism in Eukaryota, Fungi, Ascomycota, Eurotiomycetes, Eurotiales, Aspergillaceae. The record is from the annotation of a GenBank genome assembly.
AUGAGCACCGAAGCAGACGCAAAGUUCCCUCUCCACGAGGCCGCUAGAGAGGGAAAAAUUACCACCGCCGAAUCACUUCUAAAUGCAAACCCAAAACUAGCAACAACAAAAGACGACGAUGACCGUCUCCCCAUCCAUUGGGCCGUAGCAUACAACCACCUGCCCAUCGUCGAGCUCCUUGUUUCAACCAAGAAUUUCGAUCCUGAUGUCGAGGAUGGCUCAGGCUGGACACCCUUAAUGAUAGCAGCCAGCCUCAAGAACGCCGAAGGGGAUCCCAUCAUCGAGCUCCUUCUCCGAAAAGGCGCAGAUGUCAAUGUCAAGAGCGUAACUGGCCAGAACGCGCUGCACUUCGCCACCUCAAAAGCAAACCUUAGCACAGUGCGCACCCUCCUCGCGAACAAAUGCAGCGCCCGCGUCAAAGACCGGCGCGGCCAACUCGCUCUGCACCGCGCCGCGGCCAUCGGCUCCACCCCCAUCAUCCAGCUCCUGCUCAAGGAGGGGCGGAGUCCCGUGAAUGCGACGGACGCCGAUGGGAUGACGGCGCUGCACCAUGCUGUUUCGGAGGGGCAUGGGGAUGCGGCGGUUGCGCUGUUGAAGGAGGGGGCUGAGGCGGAUAAGAGGGAUGGGGAGGGGAAGUUGGCCUUGGAUUUGGCGCCAGAUGCGAAGGUUCGCCAGUAUAUUUUGCAGGCUGCGGAGAGGGAGGGCAUUGACCUGUAG